CAACAAAACGAUAACGAUAACAACAACAUUUGAACUUUUUUUUUUAAAUCUUUUUCUCAGUCAGUGUUCUUGUGUGUGUGCCUAUUCAAAUUCUUCUUUUUUUUCAAAAAUUUUCAAUUUUUCAAAAAUGGGUCGAUCAUCGAAAAGCAACAGCAACAAAUCCCGACAACAAAAAUCGGAAAAGAAAUCAAAAUCAUUGAAAAAUUAUCCCACAUUAUUAGGAGGUGAACAACAAAUGUUAAAUGAUUCAAUAAUAUCGGAUACAGAUUCUUUAUUUAAUGAUGCAUCAUCGAUUGUAUCGAUUAAUUCAAAUUUUUCGACAAAUCGAAAAUAUCAAGUAUCCGAUGAUGGUAUUGUUAGCGGUCAACAAAGUCCUGAUUACAUCGAAACAAAUGAUGAUAAUACAAUUAUUUCAACAACAAAUUAUGAAGAUUCAAAUAAAAAAUUAACACCAAUCGAUGAUACAUUAGCCAAAUUAUCGGAUAUUUUAGAUGAAUUAUUAAUUUCAAAACGUAAAUCAAAUCGUCAAAAUCAUUUAGAUUCAUUGAUAAAAAUUUUUCAAACAAAAUUUAUUGGUAUUUAUUUGGAUAAUCGAAAAACAACAUUACAACAAAUAAUUGAAUCUGGUUUAAAAAAAUUUGAUGAUGAUACUGGUUCAAUUGCAUUAUUAUUAACAUUAACAAUCAUUACUAUUGGAAAUGAAUUUAAUGAUCAAUUUCAAUCAUUAUAUAAUCUUUUAUUGAAAAUUAUGAUUGAUCCAUCAGCUAAACCAUCCGUACGAUCAAAAGUAGCCAUUUCAUUAAGUAUUGGAUGCUUUAUCACUGAUUUUGGUGAUGAAAAAAUUGAUGAAAUUCUUGAUUAUUUACUUUCAAUUGCAUUAACCAAUGUACGAACUAGUGGUGGUCAAUCAUUAAUUUCAAGCCAAUUAACCGAAAUUAAUGCAUUCAAAGCAUUAUGUUUAAAUUUAUUUACAUUUCUAUCAACUAUUGCUGAUUUUGAUUAUGUUUGUCAAUUAAUACAACAAGAUAUCAAUAAACUAAUCAAAUUAAUGGAUUCUAUUGAUUUGGAUAUACGUUUAUCAGCCGGUACAACAUUUGCAUUUUUAUAUGAAUUCUAUGAUAAUAAUGAUCAAGAAUUUGAUAUCUAUAAUCUACAAGAUUUAAAAGAUAAAAUAAUGAAAUUAUCAAAUGAUUCAAAUAAAUCACAAUCGAAAAAAAAUUUACGUGUACAACGAUCAGAAUUUCGUGAUAUAUUACAUACUAUUGAAGGAAAUGAAUAUGAAAUGGAAAUAAUAAAAUUUGGUUAUGAACAACUUGAUAUUGAUUCAUGGCGAAUGAAAAUUUAUUAUGAUAUUUUUUGUUCAAUAUUGGGUUCAGGUAUGAAUAUACAUUUGGCACAAAAUCAAACAUUACGUGAUAUUUUUGAAUUGGGUUCAGUUUUAUUGGAUAAAGUAUUGAUUAGUCGUGAUACACGAAUGAAUGCUAAACAACAACAUGUUACUAAUCGUAAACAACGUGAAAUUAGUCGAUCAAAAAUGCGUGGUAAACGUGGUGAUUUUGAUUAUUGAUCAUGUCCAUCCGGGGGAUUUGGCUUUUCGUCGUCGUCGUCAUCGUUUUGAAAAAUUUUUGAUUUUUUUUUCUUUUCUUUUUCUCUUUGUUUGAUGUAAAAUUUAUU
Messenger RNA from Dermatophagoides pteronyssinus (European house dust mite), 1674 nucleotides. RefSeq names its product Interferon-related developmental regulator 1 (gene Ifrd1). Lineage: Eukaryota; Metazoa; Arthropoda; Arachnida; Sarcoptiformes; Pyroglyphidae. The record is from RefSeq and is a predicted model, not a curated record.